This is a messenger RNA of Homalodisca vitripennis (glassy-winged sharpshooter), 1213 nucleotides long. RefSeq names its product phosphorylated adapter RNA export protein-like. The record is from RefSeq and is a predicted model, not a curated record. Lineage: Eukaryota; Metazoa; Arthropoda; Insecta; Hemiptera; Cicadellidae. Bases 1 to 735 code for a protein of 244 amino acids. The transcript has 7 exons. Gene Ontology annotation, cellular component: nucleus. Gene Ontology annotation, biological process: snRNA export from nucleus.
AUGUUAGGAAAUGCGAUACUUCGUCUGUCUGCUCCUGUGUCGUUCUCGUUGAGUCGGGCCAUUUCAAGAGAGCCCGAGACAAUCUGUAGUGAAGAGAGCAGCAACGACAACUCGGAUGACUCUGACGAUGACAGUGACGCCCAAUGCUCAAAACCAAAAAAAGUAAAACCCCAAUGUCAGUUACCAGUGAGUAGGAAAGAAGUUCCCAACAAGUACAAGGUCUGGAGCGUAGCUAUACAGGAGGAGGCCCUAACAGAGACGCUGACUAAGUGCGACGUAGAAGCUAUAGAUCGUGAGAGGAGCGUGGAAUCGUACAACUACAAAGUAGUAGACAACACUGACUACAGUCAUUACAAUGAUUUCCACAUGUCGGUCUCUGAAUGUCCCUUGAUAGAGAACAAAUACAUCAACAGCAAAGUACGGCAAACAAGACGUGGCCGAGGACAUAGCCAAGAACUGAGAGAGUCUAAGAUCGAUCUCAUCUUAAAUGUUGUACUGGUGUUGGGCAAGGAGAAGGCUAUUGCUCUGUACAACGAAACCAAAGAUGUAGAAGAUAAUGGAGGCAUGCUGUUAAUGAAUGGAGAGAGAAGGCGGACAGCAGGAGGUGUGUACUUCCUGUUGCUGAAGAGAGACAACACCAUCAGCUCGGAUGCCACAAAGGAAAUAUUCAACGAUAAAUUUUGUAACAGGAAGAAAAAGAAAGCACAUAGGAAAAAAAAAGAGCAAGAAGUAUGAUGAAAUUAAAGAGACUUUAAUAAGAGAAAAACUCCUUGGGCUUAACACUGCUGCGUAUCCUCCCGAGUCGGAUACAAAACAGUCUGGUGGUCUACUGGACGCAGAAAGCAAUAACCUAGAAGAGGGCGAGGUGGAGCUGACCGUAACGAACCCACCGCCGUCUCCCGCCACAGACCAGGAUACGCCUCCUUCGCGCACGCUAGUCUACAGCGAGGACGAGACCGAACAUGUGGACACCGGCACGUCCAUCUGCGCGGAGAGUAUAGGUCGCAAGGUUGUUAGCUACGAAGACGACGACGACGGUGACUUUUUGGACUUAGAUGUCGACGAAAUGGAUGUGUUUUGAAUUUUGUGAUAUUACAGUAAAUAUUAAGUACCGUAGCAUGUAAAUAUCGUAAUUACUUGGUAAUAUUUUUCUAAUGUAUUUAUACAUUAAUGUUGUAAUCAGCUAUUUUUUUAAGUAUUGAUCGAUACGAGA